GUUCACGCGAGGUUUCGGCUGUCCUAGUCCAGCUGCAGCGGGCGGGAACGCUCUUUUCGACGUGGUGGAGGAGGAGGACGCUUGUGUUUGCGUGGGGAACCCGGUCUGGUGCGACCAAACGGUGGGGGCCACGGAAAACUGGGAAAGGCAGAGAGAAAGUGAUGGCUCAAUCAGAAGGGAACUCUGUUGACUGCAUGACACCUGAUAGAGCUGACGACACUGGAAACCACAGUGAUGACUCAUCUGAAAGCUUAUUUAAAACACAGUACAUUCCUUUACCCACACAAAAGCAAAGAAACCCUACUGCAAAAUGUGUCAUUUCUCCUGGGAACGUUGAAACUGACUCUUCAAGUGACUCCUCUAUAGAACCAAGGCCUUUGACAUUAAAGGCCAUUUUUGAAAGAUUUAAGAAAAAGAAACGGAAAAAGAGGAAAUACAAGCCAAAGUUGAGACCAAGGGAAAGACCACCUGGAAUAAAAAACACUAGAAACCCUAGGAGGUCACAAAUAGAUGUGAAACAAAUUAAAGACAAAGGAGCUGUGUUUCCAUUCUUAGAAUCUGAAAAUGGAAGAAAACCCUUACCUUGGAAGAAAAUUUUAACAUACGAGCAAGCUGUUGCAAGAGGAUUUUUUCAUCACAUUGAAAAACUCAAGUAUGAGCACCAUCUUAAGGAAUGUUUGGAACAAAUGCAUGCUGGGGAAGAUUUAGAAAAGGAAGACUUUGACAGCCGGAGACACAAGUACAUGGAUGAUGAUGGUCCUCUUUCUCCCAUUGAUGAGCCAUUAACAGAAGAUGAGGCAACAAAUCCUGAGUCUGAAUGUGAUAUCAAAUUGGUUCAAAACAGUUGCUUCAUAAUAAGCUCAGAAUUUCCAAAGAGAAAUUUAGAACAAAAGAAGACUAAGAAAGAAUCUACAUUAUCUAAAAAUAACUAAGGGUAAAGAUACUGCACAAGAGAGCACGCGGAAUGGCCUGGGAAUGAGAUGUACAUCUGACUUGUCCGAGAAGGCUUUAUGAAGUCAGAAUUGAAGAUACCCAUGAAGGGAUGUUUGUUUCAAUGUAGUAAGUGUCAAUUUGUAUCUUCAGAGUUGUGUGAAAGGGGAGUGCUACAGCCUUCUGUAAAUCCUGGAGGAUGAUCAAGCAUGCAUAUUUAGAAACAGUAUGGAAUGAGAAGUUUAGCAGGAUAAUGCAAGAAUAAACUCUGAAGGCUAUAAGGCCUUCAGUAUAUACCGAAGUUAUAUACUUACUGCAGAAAUUUGUAACAUUAUUCUCAAAUACAUUUAGUAUAUGCCAGGCAGUGGUAGCACAAACCUUUAAACCCAGCAUUCUGGAGACAGGCAGGCGAAUUUCUAUGAGUUCAAGGCUAGCCUGGUCUAUAAGAGCUAGUUUCCUGGACAGCCAUUGCUGGACAGAAAAACCCUGCCCUGAAAAGAAACCAAAAUAAAUAAGUAAAUAAAGUAAUAGUGUAUGUGUACUGGUGAUUAGAACAGUUUGGUGAAGAAUUCUUACCAUGUGGUGAAACUGAUUAAUAUUUGAGAACACAGCUUUCUAAGAGCCUAACCCUGUUCUGUGUUGACUUUUUGUGAUUUCCUUAAGCUCCUAUUUGUAGAUGUUCAUAUGUAAGCUUCACGAUGAUUGCUUUUUGAGGUCUAUCCCGAUGGGGCUUCCCCAGUAGCCACACAUCGUUGGAAACGCCUCAUAUAGUAACUUGUGGUUGCUUGACUCACAGGGCUGCUCAUGGUUAGGUCUGUGAAAGGAACUACAAGACAUCUAAAAAGUUUGAAACAAUAAUAUAUCACCUUUUCUUUUAAACUUCAGGCCCUGGCGUGCCUUCAUAAUGAUUAGUAUGUUGUUAGGAAUGAGUGAGCAGAACUCUUCAAACACACUGUCCUAGGAGUUGGGAGCAAGGAUCAAGUUGGAGACCAGCCUGGGGAACAGGGAAACUUGCUGAGUAGGUGGCUCAGUAAAGAGCCAUCUGGCCAGUUCAGAACCAUUGUAGCCAUGAUAGCCGAAUCUGGGAACUCUGGCUUCAUUGAGAAACAAUCAACCAGCAGUGUGUGCAGCCAAAGAGAAGGUACAUUUAGCCAGUUAAUGAUUUGGGCAAUUUUCAGUGAGAAUGGAAUGUUGCAUAAACUGAAGAGCUGAAAACCCAUACAGCCUCCUUCUUAACAUGUGGAAUGCUUGUGUUACUUAGAGGAGAAAAUGAUAAAUUUCUUAUCAUAAGUUUCUUCAUUAGGAGCACCAGGCUGAGGGUUUAGGAAUUGGCACUGCAUGGUAUCUGCACUCAGCAGUCCUUUCCUGCUGGUGUGUUCAAAAGACAGUGCAAUAGAAAUUCACUAUCUGGCAUCGUUGGUUUCUUGGCUUUGUGCAAGAUAAACCUGGUAUUUCUAAUGAUACAGUUAUUUUAUACUGGAUAUGGGUGCCCUGUGGAGGUCAGGGCAAGUUUGAUUGCAAUGUGGUUUCUAGGGAGUAAUUGGUCUAAGCUUGGUGGCAAGCAUUAUCAUCUGCUUGAUGAACUACUAACUCUUUUUAUUCUUAGGUGUCAAAACAAGUGAGGCCUGGCUUAAAAUGGUUCCUAAAAACUGGUUUGAAGAAGGCACCAGAAUUGUUUUGGUUAAAAACUCCCACAGGUUAAAAACUUUGAAUUAGUCAUGACUGUUCUGCCUCUGUAAUUCAAGGAGAAAAGAGAA
Messenger RNA from Myodes glareolus (Bank vole), 2687 nucleotides. The record is from RefSeq and is a predicted model, not a curated record. NCBI's taxonomy places the organism in Eukaryota, Metazoa, Chordata, Mammalia, Rodentia, Cricetidae.